Camellia sinensis is the source of this 1105-nucleotide messenger RNA. RefSeq names its product ADP-ribosylation factor 2. Lineage: Eukaryota; Viridiplantae; Streptophyta; Magnoliopsida; Ericales; Theaceae. The record is from RefSeq and is a predicted model, not a curated record. Gene Ontology annotation, molecular function: GTPase activity; GTP binding.
UGAAACGGUUUGUAGACGUACGUUUAUCGGGAGACGCUAUAAGGGGAGCCUCCUCCGAAUCCGCUGGUACACUUGGUGGUGGACGACGCCUCUCUUUCGAGAUCUGCGUACUCUCUCACCAUCUUCUAUCUAUCGCACAGCUCAUCCGUACCUCACUUCUCUCUCUCUUCCGCCUCUUUUGGAAACCCUAGCUUUGCUCAUAUAGAUCUGAUCUUUUUGCCAGAUUGAUGGACUCUAACGCUAUGGAGACCUAUAGAUACGUAUAAACUGACUUCUCCUCAACAUUAUUAAUUAAAAAGUACAGAUCCAAAGAUGGGGCUGUCCUUCACCAAGCUUCUUAGUCGCAUGUUUGCUAAAAAAGAAAUGCGUAUUCUAAUGGUUGGUCUUGAUGCUGCUGGUAAAACCACAAUUUUGUACAAGCUCAAGUUGGGUGAAAUUGUGACCACUAUUCCUACCAUUGGAUUCAAUGUGGAGACUGUUGAAUACAAGAACAUCAGCUUUACUGUAUGGGAUGUUGGUGGUCAGGACAAGAUCCGGCCUUUGUGGAGGCACUACUUCCAAAACACACAAGGGCUUAUCUUUGUGGUUGAUAGCAAUGACCGAGACCGUGUAGUUGAGGCAAGAGAUGAGCUCCACAGAAUGUUAAAUGAGGAUGAAUUAAGAGAUGCUGUCCUGCUUGUUUUUGCAAACAAGCAAGAUCUUCCGAAUGCAAUGAAUGCUGCUGAAAUCACUGAUAAGCUUGGCCUCCAUUCUCUUCGACAGCGCCACUGGUACAUACAAAGUACAUGUGCCACAUCCGGAGAAGGGCUGUAUGAGGGACUGGACUGGCUAUCAAACAACAUUGCAAACAAGGCUUAGCAGGCUGAACUUUCUCAGGAGCAUGAUUACAUUUGUUAUUAUUAUUAUUAUUAUUACUUUUGUUCUCCUAGCUUGUAAUUUUCUUAUUAUUGUGGAAAAACAAGAUGAUUUGUUAUUUUUGUUUGGUGUCAAUUUUUUUUUUUUUUGGGUUUUAAGAAAGGGGGAAAAUGAAAAUUGAUAUGGAAACUUGUUUGUCAAAUUGUUCCGCAUAGUUUACAGGGGGUGCACAUGCUAUUUUUCUAUCUGA